Perognathus longimembris pacificus (Pacific pocket mouse) is the source of this 1590-nucleotide messenger RNA. It is a transcript of the gene Cct8l2, whose product is annotated as chaperonin containing TCP1 subunit 8 like 2. Gene Ontology annotation, biological process: protein folding. Gene Ontology annotation, molecular function: ATP-dependent protein folding chaperone; ATP binding. Lineage: Eukaryota; Metazoa; Chordata; Mammalia; Rodentia; Heteromyidae. Gene Ontology annotation, cellular component: chaperonin-containing T-complex. The coding region runs from base 1 to 1584 and encodes 527 amino acids. The record is from RefSeq and is a predicted model, not a curated record. The transcript has a single exon.
AUGGAGAGCCGGGUCCCCUCGGCCCUGGUGCUGCCCCAGGUGCUGGGGCCGAGCCGGGAGCCGGGCUCCGGGCGGGCCGGGCCGUCCCUGCUGCGGAGCGCGGCGGCGGCGCGGGCCCUGGCCAGCGUCCUCCGGCCGUGCUACGGCCCCCACGGGCGGCAGAAGCUCCUGGUGGUGGACGGCGGCGAGGCGGUGUGCACGGGCCAGGCGGCGGCCAUCCUCAAGGCCCUGCGGCUGGAGCACCCGGCGGCCCGGCUCAUCCGGGAGGCGGCGCAGACGCAGGCGGAGCGCUGCGGGGACGGCACGGCCUUCGUGGUGCUGCUGACGGCGGCGCUGCUGGAGCAGGCCGAGGGCCUGCUGCGGGCGGGCCUGACGCGGAGCCAGGCGCGCGAGGCCCUGGCGGCGGCGGCGGCGGCGGCCGCGGCGGCGCUGCCCGCGCUGGCCGUGCGCUCGCUGGGGCCCCUGGAGGACCCGACGUGGGCGCUGCUGUCGGUGGUGAGCACGCACCUGCUGCCCAACGCGGGCUGCCUGGCGCGGCUGGUGGCGCAGGCGUGCUGGGCGAGCAAGGAGCCGGACGGCAGCUUCCGCGCGGAGCGCGUCGGGGUGUGCGCGCUGCGGGGCGGCACGCCCGAGCAGUCCUGCGUGCUGCCGGGGCUGGCGCUGCCCGCCGCCUGCUGCGGGAUGCGCACCUCGGUGCCGGCCGGGGCGCGGCUGGCGCUGUUCGCCUGCCCGUUCGGCCCCGCCGCGCCGGGCCUGCCCGCCGUCGCGCGCCUCUCGGGCCCCGCGGACCUGGCGGCGCUGCGCGCGGGGAGCGAGCGCGCGCUGGAGCGGCAGCUGGCCCCGCUGGCCGCGCUGGGCAUCAACGUGGCGGUGGCGUCGGGGGACGCGGACGAGGCCGCCGUGGCCGUGGCCGACCGGCUGGGCAUCAUGGUGCUGCGGGCCGCGUCGCGGCGGGACCUGGCGUACCUGAGCGAGGUGCUGGACACGCCGCUGCUGCCGCGGCUGGAGCCGCCGCCCCGGCCGGGCCGCUGCCGCCGGGUGUACCUGCAGGCGCUGGGCGGCGCGCUGGCGGCCGUGCUGGAGGAGCCCGCGGGCGGCGCGCCCGCGCUCACGCUGGUGCUGCGGGGCGCCACGGCCGAGGGCCUGCGCGGCGCGCGCCUGGCCGCCUACCGCGCCAUCGACGCCUUCGCCCAGCUCUGCCGCGACCCCCGCCUGCUGCCCGGGGCCGGCGCCGCCGAGAUGGCCCUGGCCGCCGCGCUCGGGGACCAGGGGCGCCGGCUGGACGGGCCCCGCGGCCCCGCCUUCCUGGCCCUGGCCCGCGCCCUGCGGUCGCUGCCCGGGACGCUGGCCGCCAACGCGGGCCUCGCCGUCGCCCAGGCCCUGGCGGAGCUGAGCGGCGUUCACCAGGCCGGGAACUUCCUGGUGGGCGUGGGGGCCGAAGGGCUGAUCGACGUGGCCCGGGAAGGCGUGUGGGACCCCCUCGUGGCCAAGCUCCAGGCGCUGCAGACCGCGGCCGACACGGUGAUGGAGCUGGUGACGGUGGAUGAGAUCGUCCUGGCCCGGGAGGACGCCGCCCAGCCCUAGCCUGGU